This is a messenger RNA of Dacryopinax primogenitus, 1837 nucleotides long. RefSeq lists its product as uncharacterized. The record is from RefSeq and is a predicted model, not a curated record. The transcript is spliced from 14 exons. Lineage: Eukaryota; Fungi; Basidiomycota; Dacrymycetes; Dacrymycetales; Dacrymycetaceae. Bases 19 to 1764 code for a protein of 581 amino acids.
CACCCAAUAGAGAAGCUUAUGGACGAAGCGAGCCGAAAAUGGGAGGAGAAGCUGCGUCGGCAGAGCAAGACGCUCGAGCAGGCAGUGAGGGAGUACAGGCACAGAUACGGAAUGCAACCUCCUAAGGGUUUCGAUAAAUGGUUCGCCUUUGCCCAGAGAAAUGGCUUUCAACUGUUAGACGAAUUCGACGCCAUCCACACCGACCUCACCCCGUUUCGCGCCCUCUCCUCGUUCGAGAUCCAGUCUCGCACCCGCUCAGCGACCAAGCAGGAAACGAUGUUUUCUGUCACGAUCAAGGAUGGGCUUGCACGUGCGGGAAACGAGGUGCGCACAGGGGGGAAGAAGAAAGGCGAUAUGGGGCGUGCGAAGGGGUUCGUUCAGAGCUUAGAAGGCUUUGUGGAGGAGUUGCCGGAUAUGGUGUUUGCUGUUUCGGGGUUGGCAGAGUCAAGCGUCUACCCCACUUGGGAGGUCUCCCAGCCACAUAACGCUACCACGAGCCUGGGCGAUGCCCAAGACUACAUUAGCAAGAGCAACGACUUCCCCGUGCGUCUAACCCCUUCCCCUACUCAGUUGUGGUACAAAUACACCAACACCUGUCAUCCGCUCGAUCCUGUCCGCGCCCGACCCAAUGACUGGCAAUUCCCGCCUGCGACAGCUAUCCUCCCUCCGACGGACUUCGACGCUCUAUCUGCGGCUGCAGAGCGCGGGGAGGGCGGGAAUCCGUUUACGGCGUUCUUGAAAGCCAGCGAAGCGAAUUUGGAUUUCUGCAAAAAUCCAGAGGAGUUCUAUAAAUUCGGCCAUUUCUAUGCUGGAUGGCCGAUGUUCAACGAGACGUAUCCCGUGUUCGGCCCAGGUAAAGCACCGCAGUCGAUGGACAUCCGUAUCCCGUCGUAUUAUUAUAUCGUGCCUUUACCGAAGUAUACGUAUGGCUUUAGUGCGGAUAUCGGACACGGGCAAGACGACGACCCCAAUGAUCCUGACUGGGAGGACAAGACUGGAAACAUGUUUUGGAGAGGUGCUACUACUGGAGGGGGUUCAUCCCCCAGUGGGAGGUACUCGCACUACGUGCGGCACAGACUCAUUCAGCUUGCAGGACAAGACAAUCCCACCUCCCAACCGAUCCUGCACCGAGCAUCUAACGGCCUCACUUCUUCGUGGACCCAAACUCCUAUCGACGUCAAUACCUUGCGCACCGUCGCUCUCGAUGCGGCAUUCACCAAAGCGGUCCAGUGCGCGCCGUACAAGCCCGGCGGGUGUGACGGGAUGAUGCGCGACUACAGGUUUGUUGAGAAGGUGCCGCUUUACGAAGCCUACAAAUCUAAGAUCCUCCUGGACCUGGACGGUAUGGGUUACUCGGCGCGUUCCAUGGCACUGCUAGCGAGCAAGAGCGCCUUGGUCAAGUCCACCAUCUAUCGCGAGUUCUUUGAAGACUGGCUCCAGCCUUGGGUGCAUUAUAUUCCCUUAAGCUCGAACUUUACUGAGCUGUUCAAUAUCUGGGCGUUCUUCAUCGGAGUUCCCGAUUUUGUGUUGGACCCCACGCUGCCUAGCACCCUUCCCAAGCCAGGGGAUGUAUACGACACCAAGGGGGACGUGUUGCUGAAGGGCGUUGCCGAUGCUGGCCGGAAAUGGAAGCGCGAACACGCGCGGAUCGUCGAUAUGGAAGUGUACACGUAUAGGCUCUGCCUAGAGUGGGCAAGACUGUGGUACAAGGACGAGAUGGAGAUGGACUUCGUCCUAGAGCACGAGCAUGGGGACGACGAGUGAGCUCGGGAAAUAUAGACUUGUGAUAUUUGGUACAUCAUCUGUUUGAAUCGUGUUCCUGUCAUUUCUAAUAGAC